Scheffersomyces coipomensis is the source of this 1569-nucleotide messenger RNA. It is a transcript of the gene PRI2, whose product is annotated as DNA primase subunit. The transcript has a single exon. The coding region runs from base 1 to 1569 and encodes 522 amino acids. Gene Ontology annotation, biological process: DNA replication initiation; DNA replication, synthesis of primer. Lineage: Eukaryota; Fungi; Ascomycota; Pichiomycetes; Serinales; Debaryomycetaceae. Gene Ontology annotation, cellular component: alpha DNA polymerase:primase complex. The record is from RefSeq and is a predicted model, not a curated record.
AUGUUCAGACAAGUCAAGAGGAAGACAGCUGGACGGAGAAACUUCGAAGAUGUGUCGUCGUCGUCAAGUGGUGACAAAAAGGGAGGAGCAGAUCUCAUCAGCCAACUUAAUAAUAUUUAUCAACUGAGAUUAACGUUCUAUGAUAUUCCACCAUUAGAAGAAAUCACUCUUGAAGAAUUUGAAAAUUGGUCGAUUGAUAGAUUGAAAUUAUUAAUUGAGAUUGAAAGUUAUGGAGCUCGUUCUAAAUCAAUUAAGGAUAUCGAAGUUGCUUUAAGACCAUUAUUAUUGAAAUAUUUACCUAUGAAUGGUAAUUCGAGUGAUGGGAAAAUCAAUCCAACUCUUUAUCAAGAAAGAAAGAAAGAUCAUUAUUCUCAUUUUAUAUUACGAUUAGUGUUUUGUAGAAGUGAGGAAUUAAGAAAGAAAUUCAUUAAGAAUGAAGGGAUUUUAUUCAGAAUUAGAUAUAAUUUAUUAACUCCCAAGGAACAAGAAGAUUUCUUAAUGCUGAAUUCUCAUCGAUUACAUUGGAAAUUCAUAAGUCAAGAAGAAAAACUAGCUAAUUUUGACCAAUUAUAUAAUGCCUCGAAUCUAAUUAUAAAGAAUCAUUUAUUACAAGAAGGAAUUGGAAGUGAAAUCACUAAUGAACAAGUUAAACAACAUAUUAAAUUCAAAGAAAAUUUCAUUAAAUUACCGUUUGAAAAAGUUACUAAUUUAAUUAAUUCUCGAUCAAUCUUUUUAAAAGGAGGGUAUGCUUAUAUUCCAACUAGUCUUCAAUUGAAUUUAAUCGUAACUGAAUUCCAAGAUAAUUUAAAUACCAUUUUAUUAAGAACGUUCCAAACUUUACCAAGAUUAGAAGAAGAUGAUAGAAUCUUACCAUUAUUAAAUAAUUUAGGUUUAAAUUUCUCCAAUAUUCAAUAUGAUACUAAUAAUUUCGGUUCAGAUGAUACUAAUGAUAUCAAUGCUCAAUCGAUUCAAACCCCGGAAAUCUUACAACAUUAUCCAUUAUGUGCAAGAAUCUUACAAAAACAAUUAUCCUUCAAUAGUCAUUUGAAAUAUGGUGGUAGACAACAAUUAGGUUUAUUCUUAAAGGGAAUUGGACUUAAUGUUGAUGAAGCAUUAAAAUUUUGGUCUCAACAAUUUUUAAAGAAAAUUAAUCAAGAAAAAUUUAAUAAAGAAUAUAAAUAUAAUAUUAGACAUAAUUAUGGUUUAGAAGGAGCUCGUAUAAAUUAUAAACCUUGGGAUUGCGCUACCAUUCUCGCUAAGGCCAAACCUAGUAAAGAUGAAUAUCAUGGAUGUCCAUAUCGAGAUUUAAGUGUUAAUAAUUUAAUAUCUAAUUUGAAUGAAUUAGGAAUUGAAGAUCAACAUCAAAUUAAUGAAAUUAUGGAUGAUGUUGAUAAACGGGAUUAUUCAAUUGCAUGUACUAGAGUAUUUGAAUUAACUCAUCAAAAGGAAUUAAAAGCUAGUAGUGGUGCUGUGGCUGAAAGUAUGCAUAUUAAUCAUCCUAAUUUAUAUUUUGAUAGAUCUAGACAAUUGGAGAGAUCAAUGGAAAAGAAGAAAGAAAUAAGUGUUUGA